Molecule: messenger RNA, 267 nt
Organism: Tetrahymena thermophila SB210
Lineage: Eukaryota; Ciliophora; Oligohymenophorea; Hymenostomatida; Tetrahymenidae
Exons: 2
Source: RefSeq, a predicted model, not a curated record
AUGCAAGUACUAUCUUUAGAUUCACUAUAUUUUUUUUACUUACUGAAACUUUGUAAAAGAGCAAAUGUAAUUUAAAUAAAAUCUAAAAAGAUUUCACAUAUUACUGCUUAUUGCUAAAAAUUUAACUAGAUUAAAAUCACAUUUUUAGUUUUCACGUCAAGCAACCCUUAUAAUUAAUCAAAAGCUGAUUGGCACAAAUAUUUGAUUAUUUAAAAGGUAAAUUUUUAAAUUGAAUUCAACUAAAUCAGCAAUAUUGAUGAGUUUUGA